AUGCCCCCCCUGCAAAGGGCCAAUUCAUGCACGGACAUCGGCUUCACUCUCCGGCGGCAGUUCCACAAGGACGACUUCAGGCCUCACCAGCGUGAAAUCAUACAGGCAGCGUUAGACGGCCACGAUGUAUACGUCCAGGCGGCCACGUCGUUUGGCAAGAGCCUGUGCUUCCAGCUCCCCGCCGUGAUUGAUCAGGGCAUUACCAUCGUCGUCUCGCCGUUGCUAAGCUUGAUGAUCAACCAAGUAGAAGCCCUGAGGACUGCCGGUAUCGACGCCAGCUCUCUAAACAGCAACACGCCGCUUGACGAGCGAGAUCGCAUCCAGCGCGAUCUAGAAUCCGGCCAUCCGAGAACGAGGCUUCUCUACGUCACCCCGGAGCUAUGUUCGGGCUCGCGGUUUCGCCAGCGCCUGCAGCUCGUGCACAGACAGAGGGAGCUUGCUCGCAUAGCCAUCGAUGAAGCCCACUGUAUCUCGGAGUGGGGGCAUGACUUCAGAAAGGACUUCAAGCGGCUGUCGUGGUUUCGGGAGACGUUCCCCGAUGUGCCCAUCAUGUGCCUCACUGCAACGGCGAAUGCCCAAGUGCGGCAGGAUAUCCUCAAGGUGUUGCGCCUCGAUGCCACGCCAGAAAGGAUAAAGACCUUUUUGAUGAGUCCACAGAGGAGCAACCUUCAUCUGGAGAUUAGAUACACCAAGGAUGAGGACGACAAUCGUCUCUCAGACUUUCUGAAAUGGAUCCACGGCGUAUAUGAUCGGAGGCGCGCCGAACCGCGGCAGAGCGAGCUGGUCACGUACCGCGAAAGGACUGAGAACGUCUCGGGCAUCAUAUACACCAUGGCUCGCGACGAAUGCGAGUCGCUGUCCGCCAGUCUUCGCGACGCAGGCAUCGGCGCUCGGCCCUUUCACGCCAAGCUACCCAAGGACGUCAAGGAAGACACACUGACCAACUGGAUCAACAACGAGCCGGGCUACGAUAUCAUCGUGGCCACCACGGCGUUUGGCAUGGGCAUCGACAAGGACAAUGUGCGAUUCGUCGUACACUGGCGGCUUCCCAAGUCCUUCGAGGGGUACUACCAAGAAGUCGGGCGAGCGGGCCGCGAUGGCAACGCCAGCUAUUGCUUCUUGUAUUACAGCCGGGAGGAUCUCGAGCGGGUGUCGCGGAUGAUCAAGAGCGACACGAAAGCCGACUCGAACUAUGAAUCGCGGUUGCGGAGUCUUCAGGCGCUGGCGUACUACUGCGAGAACAUCAACUCCUGUCGGCACGCGUCUAUUUGCAAGUAUUUUGGCGAAGACAAGAUUCCCGAAUGUGACUUUGCGUGCGAUUUUCACAAGGACCCUGAUGAUUUGGAAGACAGGUUCAUGGCAGGAUUGGCUAGCGAAGAGUGGGUGAGCACGCAGGCGAUGCAGGGCACCUAUGACAAUUAUGCAGACGACUUUUGA
Molecule: messenger RNA, 1437 nt
Organism: Trichoderma reesei QM6a
Lineage: Eukaryota; Fungi; Ascomycota; Sordariomycetes; Hypocreales; Hypocreaceae
Exons: 4
Coding region: 1-1437 (478 amino acids)
Biological process (GO): double-strand break repair via homologous recombination
Cellular component (GO): cytoplasm; chromosome
Molecular function (GO): ATP binding; 3'-5' DNA helicase activity; four-way junction helicase activity
Source: RefSeq, a predicted model, not a curated record